Messenger RNA from Morone saxatilis (striped sea-bass), 2564 nucleotides. RefSeq names its product leucine-rich repeat and fibronectin type-III domain-containing protein 2. The transcript is spliced from 2 exons. The record is from RefSeq and is a predicted model, not a curated record. The coding region runs from base 1 to 2361 and encodes 786 amino acids. Gene Ontology annotation, cellular component: postsynaptic density membrane; cell surface. Lineage: Eukaryota; Metazoa; Chordata; Actinopteri; Moronidae. Gene Ontology annotation, molecular function: protein binding.
AUGGACAAAGUGGUCAUCAGUCUCCUGCUUCUGGGAACCGCAGUUACGAUGGUCCAUGCAUGUCCCAAAUACUGUGUCUGCCAGAACCUCUCAGAGUCUCUGGGCACUCUGUGCCCCUCCAAAGGCCUGCUCUUUGUACCACCAGACAUCGACCGGCGAACUGUGGAGCUCCGGCUGGGCGGCAAUUUCAUCCUCAAGAUCACCACUCAGGACUUUGCCAAUAUGACAGGUCUGGUAGAUCUCACCUUGUCCCGCAACACUAUCAGCGCCAUUCAGCCUUUCUCUUUCAUCGACCUGGAGACCCUGAGAUCACUGCACCUGGACAGUAACCGGUUGACUGAGCUGGGACCGGAUGACCUUCGAGGUCUAGUCAACCUGCAGCACUUAAUCCUCAACAACAAUCAACUGAGUCGGAUCUCCAAAGAAACCUUUGAUGACUUGUUACUGACGCUGGAGGAUCUGGAUUUGUCAUAUAACAACUUACGCAGUGUGCCUUGGGAAGCCAUCCGCAAGAUGGUUAACCUUCAUCAGAUGAGUCUGGAUCACAACCUCAUCUCCUUUAUUUCUGAGGGGACUUUCACGGAUCUGGAUAAACUGGCCCGCUUGGACCUCACCUCGAACCGUCUCCAGAAGCUCCCUCCGGACCCCAUCUUUGCUCGCUCCCAGAGCAAUGUAGUAAUGAGCACUCCUUAUGCACCUCCACUCUCCCUAAGCUUUGGUGGAAACCCAUUGCACUGCAACUGUGAAGUGCUUUGGCUUCGAAGGCUAGAGCGUGAGGAUGAUAUGGAAACCUGUGCUUCUCCCACUAGUCUAAAGGGGCGCUACUUUUGGUCUGUUCGUGAGGAGGAGUUUGUUUGUGAGCCACCUCUAAUUACACAACAUACACACAAGUUACUAGUGCUGGAAGGCCAAACCGCAAGCCUGCGCUGCAAAGCUGUUGGUGAUCCGAUGCCAACUGUACAUUGGGUUGCUCCUGAUGACCGUUUGAUCAGCAACUCCUCCCGAGCAACGGUAUACGAAAAUGGCACCUUGGACAUUACAAUCACCACAUCUAAGGAUUACGGGACCUUUACUUGCAUAGCUGCCAAUGCUGCUGGAGAAUCUACGGCCUCCAUUGAGUUGUCAAUCAUUCAACUCCCCCAUCUGAGUAAUGGCACAAACCGUACCACACAGUCCAAAUCGGGGCUUUCGGACAUAACUAGCUCUACCAAGAUCAGUAAAGGGGAGUCUAAACCUCUUCCAGAGAAGGUGGUUUCUGUAUCAGAAGUGACUGCUGUCUCUGCUCUGGUCAAGUGGACUGUUAGCAAAUCAACUCCAAAGGUCAAAAUGUAUCAGCUUCAGUACAAUUGUUCUGAAGAUGAGGUCCUCAUUUACAGGAUGAUUCCCAUGAUUAACAGAGCCUUCAUGGUCACAAAUCUUGUCCCAGGGAUGCAGUAUGACCUGUGUGUCUUGGCCAUCUGGGAUGACACUGCCACCACCCUCACUGCCACCAACAUUGUCGGCUGUGUCCAGUUCAUCACCAAGGAGGACUACCCACAGUGUCAGUCUCUUCACAGUGGCUUCCUGGGUGGCACCAUGAUCCUAGUCAUUGGUGGCAUCAUUGUGGCCACGCUCCUGGUGUUCAUCAUCAUCCUCAUGGUGCGGUAUAAGGUGACCAGUGGCAUCCAGACUAAUAAAUUACCCAAUGUGAGCAACACGUACUCACAGACCAAUGGGGGGUUGAACAGGUUCAAUGGUGCCCCACCACAAGUCAAAUCCACAGUGGUGGUUAUGCGUGAGGAAAUGGUAGAGUUCAAGUGUGGAUCCCUCCAGAGCAGUCUCUCUUCAUCCUCAUCUUCUUCUAACUCAUUAGACAGUCAAACAGGAAGAGGGGCUGGCGACCGCUACAGCAUGCAGGGAAGCGAAUGCAGUACCCUGCCCAGCAGCAAGUUCAGGAGACACGGUGCCAAAGCACGACCAAAUCUGGACCACCUUUUAGGGGCCUUCACCUCACUGGAGCUGCGAGGGGUAGCGAGGGACAACCAAGGGGCUUCUGGCUCCUCCACCGCUUCCAAUGCUGUGACGGCAGUGGCUAUGGUACCCCCAUCCGAUAAAGAACCACUGCUUGGGAGGGCCGAGUCCACUACCAUGCUGGGACGUCUCCUAGGGCUUCCCCAGGAGGGUAAGCCCAAGAGGAGCCACUCGUUUGACAUGGGUCAUGUGGGUGCCACACAGUGUCGCAGCAACUACCCUCGAAGGAUUAGUAACAUCUGGACUAAGCGCAGUCUGUCUGUGAAUGGCAUGCUGCUGCAGUACGAUGACAGUGAGGAUGAGAAGCCCACUUUUGAGAGCUCUGAGUGGGUGAUGGAGAGCACGGUCUGAGUGCAGUUGUUCUAACUGUGAGGUUCAUGGCCAAACAAGAAAUCUAUAUCAGGAACUAAAGGAACAUGCGUGUAGAGGAAGGGAUGCUCGAGCGGGAAUCUGCCUUUGGGUAUUGCAUGAAGUUCAUCCAUGUGAAUACUGUCUAAGUAAUUAUGUGAGAAAAAGACACUCAAAUCAAUAGAUUCCUGGCCAUGAUCUCAAAU